This is a messenger RNA of Synchiropus splendidus (mandarinfish), 3928 nucleotides long. RefSeq names its product integrator complex subunit 8 (gene ints8). The transcript has 28 exons. Gene Ontology annotation, molecular function: protein binding. Gene Ontology annotation, cellular component: integrator complex. Lineage: Eukaryota; Metazoa; Chordata; Actinopteri; Syngnathiformes; Callionymidae. Bases 133 to 3123 code for a protein of 996 amino acids. Gene Ontology annotation, biological process: snRNA 3'-end processing. The record is from RefSeq and is a predicted model, not a curated record.
AGGCGGAGCCUAAGAAUGAACUACGUGAGACACCCUGUGCACUUAGCUGCUAAAAUGCUUUGAGAUAUUUUGCUUAUUUUGUGUUCCAUACAUACUGUAUCUGUUCCUAUAAUAAACCCCCAGCCGUGGAGAAUGAGUGCUGAGGCAGUAGACCGAGUUGCUGCUGUGUCCAGCAGUCGACCCAGCACGCCACUGCAAACCUCCUGGUUUGAGUUCCUCCUUGAUGCCAGCCUGCUGGAGAAACACCUCCAGAAGUCCAACCCAGACCCAACAGCGGUGCAGCUGAUCAUCCAGUUCUUGGAACAGGCUUCCAAACCUUCAGUUAAUGAGCAGAAUCAAGUCCAGCCACCUGUGGACAACAGGCGGAACCGCACACUGAAGCUGCUGGCCCUAAAAGUCGCAGCUUAUCUGAAGUGGGACCUUGAUGUUCUUGAAAAAGGUUUAACGAUUCCAGUCCUGAAUAUGUUACUGAACGAGCUGCUGUGUGUGAGCAAAGUGCCAGCAGGAGUGAAACAUGUUGACCUGGAUCUGUCCACUCUGCCUCCAACCACUGCCAUGGCUGUGAUCAUCUACAACCGAUGGGCCAUCAGAACUAUUGUGCUGAGCAGCUUCCCGGAGAAGCAGACCAAACCAGGACCUCAUCAGAUGAACAUGUUAAAUGUUGUGCAGCAGGAGAAGGAGAUGACUGAAAAUAUUCUUACUGUGCUCAAGGAGCAGGCAAUGGACUCCAUCAGUGUGCUGGAAGGAGCCCUGAGACUGAAGAAAGACUUCUAUGUUCACACCAUGAGAACUCUGGACCUGUUGGCAGCCGAAGCUGCAGCCAACGGAGAAACAGAGUCGUCCACAGCGGGACUCUGCUUCAGUGCCGAUGAGCUCCACUGUCAGGUUCACUAUGAUCUGGGAGCCAUUUUCUUCCAGCAGGGCUGCACUGACCAGCCAGCGUUCGAAAAGGCUAGAGAUCACUUCAGACACACGAAGGAGCUUCUGAAGAAGCUGGACUCGACGGUCCACGUCCACCUGGAUGAGAAGCGACUGGCUGGCUACUGGAACGCCUGCAAAGCACUGACUGGAGACUGUGACUCCUCCUGUGACUCCCAGUACUCCCACUAUGACCAGAUCAACAGUCUGAUCAGGACUCGCAAAUAUCAGGCUGUUAUUGAUAUCUUUAUCAAAGACAACAUCAGUCACAGUUUGCCGAACCAGUUCAGACGGUCUGUUCUCCGGGAGUUCAUGUACAGCGUCCAGCAGGGGGAGUCGGGUCUGGAUGAAGUCUGUCACAAGUUGUGUGUUUGCAAUGCGAUUCGAGAUGUUCUGGAGGGAGAAGUUGUGAGUGUGAGGUUCCAGCAGCUCAUCACCAAACCAAGCCGACAACUGUUGGACUUCAUUUUAGAGGUUUGCACCAAGUCUCUGGACAAAGAUCGCCAGCUGGAUACGCCCAGGAGGAACAUGGCUCAUUUUAUAAGGUCUCUGUGUGACACCCUGGAAGACCCCUCUCUUGUGUUUGUCAUCACAUCCCAUAAACUCUUCACGGAGCUGCUGAUGGAAGAGGAGAGGAAGGUUCUGCUGGAUCAAGUCAGGAGGAAGUCGGCCACUAUCAACCUCAGCGCCAAACCUCUGCCUUCCUUCUACGACAUUCCAGCUUCAGCCAGUGUGAACAUCGGUCAGCUGGAGCAGCAGCUGAUUCUGUCUCAGGAGCCUCGACGGAUCCGACAGCUGAUGAUUGAGCUGCACGGUUUGGCAGAGCGACCCUACUGGAGGGUCAACAGUAAGUGGGAGGUUCCUUCAGACUACAUCAACCUGACCCUCAGCAUAAAGGACAACUUGACCAAAGACCUGGUCUACAUCCUGAUGGCUAAAGGUCUCCACUGUAUCUCCAUUAAGGACUUUGCACACGCACGGCUGCUCUUCUCCGCCUGCCUGGAGCUAGUGACCGAGUUCUCUCCCAGGCUGCGGCAGGUGAUGCUCAACGAGAUCCUGCUUCUGGAGGUCCGGGCGCACGAGACCGUCGCAGCUGAAGGAGGCAAAGAGCGACCCCCGCCUGACCUGGUCAGCAGGGUCAGAGGCUACCUGGAGAUGAGGAUUCACGACCUUCCUCUUCGCCAGGUGGUGGGAGAAGAAUGUGUUGCCUUUUUGUUGAACUGGAGGGAGAACGAUUACCUAACCUUGCAGGUUCCUUCGUCUCUGGUCAUGAACAACCCGUAUGUCAAGCUCGGGCAGCUGCUCGCUUCAACAUGCAAAGAGCUCCCCGGACCUAAAGAGAGCCGGCGCACUGCUAAAGAACUGUGGGAGGUGGUGGUUCAGAUCUGCAGCGUCUCCGUCCAGCACAAGAGGAACAACGAUGGUCGAGUGGGGCUCAUGAAGCAGAGAGAGUCGUCUUUAGGCAUCAUGCCCAGGAGUAAAUUGGUGUCUUUUAUCAAGAAGCUGAGAGAGCCGCUGGUGAUGACGACGCUCAUCUCCCUGUUUGUGAGGCUGCACAGCAUUGUGCGGGAUGAUAUAGUGAAUGAGGUGACAGCAGAGCACCUCUCCAUCUGGCCGUCGUCGCUCCCAAACAUCCAGGCGGUGGAUGUGGAGGUGGUGGCUGUGACGGUCAAAGAGCUGGUGUCCUACGCUCUGACCCUUAACCCCAAUAACCAGUCGUGGCUCAUCACUCAGGCUGACAUCUACUUUGUGACAAAUCAGUACUCUGUGGCACUGAACUUCUACCUCCAGGCCGGAGCUGUGAGCUCUGACUUCUUCACUAAAGCUGUUCCCCCUGAUGUCUACACUGACCAGGUUCUGAAGAGGAUGAUCAAGUGCUGCUCCAUGAUGAACUGCCACACGCAGGUGGCAGUUCUGUGCCAGUUUCUGAGGGAAGUGGACUACAUGACGGCGUUUAAGGCUCUUCAAGAGCAGAACAGUCAUGAUGCCAUGGACUCCUUCUAUGAUUACAUCUGGGACGUCACCAUCCUGGAGUAUCUCACCCAUAUUCAUCAUAAACGUGGUGAAACAGAGAAGAGACAAAUAGCGAUAAAAGCCAUCGGACAGACGGAGCUCAACACCAGUAAUCCAGAGGAGGUUUUGCAGCUGGCUGCUCAGAAGAGGAAGAAGAGAUUCCUGCAGGCCAUGGCCAAACUCUACUUUUAAAAGAAGACUUUGCUUUUUUUUUUUUAAUCUCUUUUGUACACAAUGUAAAUAAAUACUUGUGGUUUGUAGUGUGCUGCCUAAAUGUUUCAUGUUUAAAUCGGUACUGCAGAUUGUUUCAUUCGAGUUUGGAAAUGUUACCAGAAAUUGACAGUGAUGUGAAACUUGAUAUACUGAAUAUUAUUCAAGAAGACACCAGUGACUUGGGAGUCUCUUUACUAGCUUUAAAUCACACCUAGCUAACCAAACAUCCAGUGACUGCGUAUGUUAGCAUGUUAUGUUCUUCUUAAGCAGGUAGCACAGGGAUUAGCAUUAGCAGUUUAAAUGAAUUUCUGCUGUUAUUAUUCUGGUUAUGACGUUUCUGUUUGGGAGGAAGUGUGAGCAGGUAAGUGUCAGUCAAUAGCUGUUGGUAGUUUUUCGUGAACAACUGUGUGAAAGGAGCUAUCUGUUGCUUUGGUGCUAUGCUAACACGGCUAGCGCUUGAGGUGUGUUCUACAUACUGGUUUUCAUAGGAGUGUUAUCAAUUAAUUUUAAUUUCUUCAAAUAAACCUCUUCCUGACAAAUAGAGGUCAGGAGGGUUUAAAAUUUGACUUUCAGCUCUCAUUUUUCAGGUUAGGUGACCAAAGAUUGUGGGAAUAUUUUGACAUUGACAGCAAACAGGGGCAAUAAAUAGAACUGUUUUUCACCAUUUUCCAGGCACCUGGUCCUGAUCGUCAUCCAGGCAUCAGCGAGUGGUGAGUGAAUUAAUGUAACAUAUACACACCGUUAAACUAAACCCUAGCGUUUGCUUUAGCAUUAGGGGACAUUA